Prunus armeniaca (apricot) is the source of this 627-nucleotide messenger RNA. The record is from the annotation of a GenBank genome assembly. Lineage: Eukaryota; Viridiplantae; Streptophyta; Magnoliopsida; Rosales; Rosaceae.
AUGGCGAGUGACAACACUGGUUUUGUACAACCAGCAAUCCCAAGGUUAGAUGGACACUAUGAUCACUGGAGUUUGCUUAUGGAAAAUUUCUUGCAGUCCAGAGAGUACUGGAGUUUGGGGGAAAAUUGCAUCACCGAAGCUGCUGCAGAAACUAUUCUCACUAAGGCACAAAGAAAGGCAUUGGCAAAUCAGAAGGUCAAAGACUUGAAAGUCAAAAAUUUCUUGUUUCAAGCCAUUGAUCAUGUCACUCUAGAGACCAUCCUCAAGAAGGAUACAACAAAGGAUAUUUGGGAUUCUCUGAACCAAAAGUAUCAAGGGACAACUCGUGUGAAACGAGCCCAGCUACAAGCUCUCCGCAGAGAGUUUGAGAUUCUUACCAUGAAGGAAGGCGAGUUUGUUACAGACUAUUUUGAACGAAUGCUGACAAUUGCAAACAAGAUGCGUAUGAAUGGAGAACAAAUGGAAGAUGUAAUCAUUGUUGAGAAAAUCCUCCGUUCAAUGAUCUCCAAGUUUGAUUAUGUUGUAUGUUCAAUUGAAGAAUCCAAAGAUGUUACUGAACUUUCCAUCGAUGAACUACAGAGCUCUCUACUCGUUCAUGAACAACGAAUGAUUAGUCGGGUUGUUUAA